Fusarium odoratissimum NRRL 54006 is the source of this 288-nucleotide messenger RNA. RefSeq lists its product as uncharacterized. The record is from RefSeq and is a predicted model, not a curated record. The coding region runs from base 1 to 288 and encodes 95 amino acids. The transcript has a single exon. Lineage: Eukaryota; Fungi; Ascomycota; Sordariomycetes; Hypocreales; Nectriaceae.
AUGCCUGCUGUUAGAAGAAGCCUACAGCCACCUGAUCCUAAUAAGCCUUAUCUGACGAAAGGCCACGAUAUGACCUGUAAAAUCAAGCAAGCUAUUAAGAAAGAUGAUCACGGCGAGCUUCGUGAUAUAGCGAUGGAAAUCGGAAUAGACUGGGGAAAAGAGGAUAAUGCCGGCCGCGUUAGAUCGGCAAUCUUUGGUUGCGAGAUCCUCGGCGGCUUGCAUAAUAAGUGGCUCGAGGCCAUCUGGUGGCAGGCCAAGAAGGUACUGGAGAAGACUGAGCCUCGAUGA